CCAGAGCCAAUGGGCUGGAGGGCAGAGCAGGACUACAAGUCCCAGGGAGGCGCAGGAGGCAGCGGGCUGGCCGCCGCCUGAGGGCGGGGGGUACAAAAGGGAACCUGCUGGUGGCGGCUCUGGAGGUUCCUCGCCCAGGUGUCUUGCUACAUGUAUUUGCAGUAUGAAUGAGAACCUAGCAGUACACCAUGUUAAAUUCCUCCUUCCUGAAUAAAAAACGUUUAUCGAAGAUCCAGUACUUCAGUAUGAACCUCUGAAAAAUUUGAUCAUGGGUGUGGAAUAGUCUCUGCAUAGCCCUAUUUGGAGCAGACUGAUAAGGCUCCUUGUUUCCUAGCAACCACACAGCCUGCCAUAUCCAGAAACCUGCCCCUCUGCAGCUGGAGUGAAAAUUCUGAGUGUCUCAGAUUUGUACCUUUAAACAAGACAUUUCACAUUCCUGGGCAUGGCAAUGUCAUAUGUCCUUCUCCUAACUAGACUCAUAGCUGAAGUUACAAGCAAAUCCACUGAAAGUUUGGUUUCACAGCCAGAAUGCUGUAUGGAUGUAUUGGAUGCUAACAGCACCUGUCCAGUCACUAACCAGUGCAGUCCAGGUUGUUACAGAGAGUGGAAUGAGGAUGGGAGUAGCAGUUGCAUUAAAUGCAAGAAUGAAACCACUUCUGUUGCGUCAACUUACAAUCUGACCGAUUGUAGAAAUACUGAUACCAGAGGAAUGAAUUUUCAAAUGAAUAUAAGUACCGUAACCCCCUUUCUACAGAAUAUAGGGGGCCCAGAAGUGGCAGCUUCUCUCAUUUUAGGGACAUUCUUCAUCAGUUUAUUCCUGAUACUGUCUGUGGCUUCAUUCUUCUACCUCAAACGUGCCAAUAAACUUCCAAAUAUGUUCUACAGAAGAAAUAAAGCAUCAGUUCUGCAGCCCAGUGAAACAGCAUCAAUGAUACCUCCACCUACUUCUUCAGUUCGAAAGCCACGCUACGUCAGACGAGAGCGAUCGUUAGUGAUGUCUGCAUCCACUGCUAUGAUCCCUUCUGCUGAAACCAGGGUCAGCAAUGUUUAGCCUUCAAAACUUACCUGAGGAUUCAGUAAAUAUGCACAGUGUUGGCAAAACUUUCUGUAGCCACUGGAAUGCCAGGAAAAUGUCAGGAGCAGCUGACCUAAAAACAAGCCGAGCCACUGUGUCAAAUGGGUUUGUGCCAGACGUGGACAGAGGAGUUGAACUAAUGCAAACAUGAUGAUUAUAGGAUAUAUCCAGUUCUGUGAACUGCUUUGAUGGGCUUGAAAAGCACUUUUCCAGCUCUGUGGUUUCAUUUGUCUCCUAACAGAAGCUAUGUUCAAAUCUGUAAAAAAUCUGCCUUUUUUGGAACACGUUCAGCUUUGGCAAGAUCAUUUUCCUGCAUUGUGGUCAGCUAUCUGGCUGUAGAGCAGAAGUCCUCAGUGCAGCAGGCCGAAACAAAUUUUUCGAGGUGGGCUUGUUUAAAGGACAUGUUUGUAAAUGUUAACUCUUAAGUGCCAUGGCUUUAAUGCUGCAGGAAAAUACAAAUGUAUUUUACAUGAAAUAUCUCAAUACAAAAACUGAUGCCUUCAGAAGCAUCUUCUUCAGAUUCUUAGUCAUAGAGGACCAUGGUUUUUAACUGUAGGUUUAGACCCACCUGUGUCCAGAUAUUGUCAUCCUAAGGGCUGCUGAAGACUGUGGUCAGUAUGUGUCUGAUCCAAAGCCCAUGGAGUUGAUGGAAGUUUCUCUAGUGAAUUUCAUGGACUUUUAGAUCAGGCCCUACAUGAGGAUCCAUUUGCUGUGGUUUUAUAGUUGACAAGCUGCCAUUUCUGCCCCACUGAGACACCCAGCCUUCCCUCAUUUCAGCAUUUCAUGAGGGUGGCUGUUGUGGUCUAAAGGAAGGCACGCUCUCUAAGCUGGGUUGAGCCACCCUGAGCACUUAGACACAUUGAUUUCAACUGGAGUUGUAUUGGGAAUUCUCACCAACGCAAGUAAGGGUUUCCCCAAUCUAAUCCUCCAUGCACAUAAGGCCUACAGAUCAGCACCUUAGCCUUUGAGUUCCCCCACACACCACCUGCCUUUGUUUAAACCUCACUAGCACAGUGUGUUCUUUAGAGGAAAUGACUUGUGGUGGAUUUUUGUCACCAGCCAGUGGUAGCCAUCAUGAUUUCAAGAACACAACAAUUGAUUCUUAUCUUUAAAAAUGCUAAAGUAGCUGUCUCUGGCCAAUGUGACACCAGUGUGGAGAGUGUAAACCUCAUGAUUCAGAUACCCUCUCUGCCUCCGGCCAGAGGCUUGUUCAAAGCUAUAGAGUAAGGAUUGGGUUGGGGGCAAGGAAGAGCUACUAGUCUUUUUUUAUUAGAUAUCUAUUUUAUGCACAUUUUAAUGCAGUGUAAACUGUUUGCAUUUCUUUCCUCUCAUUUUGCAGCUUUCCUCCAGUGAGGUCAAAGACAGUGGGGCUAAAGAGGAAACUAUGAAGGAGCAGGGCCUGCUAGCCACACACAUUGAAUCACUAUAUGUAAAACUUUGACUCCCUUGUUUGAUUAAAUCCAGUCUAGUUUUAAUUGCUAUUUUUUUCUGUCUGCUAAAACUUAACAGCCACAGUAAGUCAGGCCGUUUGAGAGGGGAAGCUUCCAUUCUUGAGUACUGUAUGUGUAUCGUUUGUCUAUUCCCAAACCAGGAGGUAGGAGUUUUGCCAGAGUUCUUUCUAUGUCUGUUCUCUAUGUAUCAAUAGGAUUUGCCUCUGAUACAAAUGACAUUUUGAGGUGGUAGGAAGACAUAGGGGCUAUGAACUGACAAAGUGUCGGAAACAACUUAACUUUAUAGGAGAAAGAAGUAACUAUGCAAUGAUACAAUGUUUGUGAAUCUGUCAUUGAAACUGCAUCCAUGCGAGGCAUAGUUGCUCAUCAAUUCUUUCCAUACAUAAAUCAUUGAUGGGUCAUUCUCUCCAUUGCUGUGUGGGAACUGUCACUGGCCACUGUCACUGCUACAUGUCUGUAUCUGUCUGAACCCUGUCUGACCCUCAAGUGCAUCACUAUAACAGUUUAGUGCCAAGUAUUGGGUGCUUCUUCCCCCAUCCCCAAGACAGAGUUCAAAUUUCUCAGUGCUAAUGUCAUUUUCUGUCAAACUUUUCAAACACAGCAAACUUUAUUCCCAUGGGCUUUGUAGUUUGCUCAGAUCACAUUAAUGCUGUUUGACCCAACUGGAUUCCUGGAUAGAACCUACUUAGGGGGUUUUUUGCACUGUCAUGUUAAAUGCAUACUGUUGUUUUCUCUCCCACACAGCUGGCUUUAUUGAACACUUGAUUUCUGAGUCUUGAGCUAUAAAUGAUUAAUUCAAGGACAAAGGAUUGAUAUUUAAUGUACCGGGGUAUUUUUAAAUUGUGCCAAAAUAAACAUCUUUCAGCUUUUUUUAA
Messenger RNA from Gopherus flavomarginatus (Mexican gopher tortoise), 3401 nucleotides. It is a transcript of the gene C21H1orf159, whose product is annotated as chromosome 21 C1orf159 homolog. NCBI's taxonomy places the organism in Eukaryota, Metazoa, Chordata, Testudines, Testudinidae. Bases 443 to 1051 code for a protein of 202 amino acids. The transcript has 11 exons. The record is from RefSeq and is a predicted model, not a curated record.